Messenger RNA from Fragaria vesca subsp. vesca, 1428 nucleotides. RefSeq lists its product as uncharacterized. Gene Ontology annotation, biological process: double-strand break repair via homologous recombination. Gene Ontology annotation, cellular component: Slx1-Slx4 complex. The record is from RefSeq and is a predicted model, not a curated record. The coding region runs from base 30 to 1232 and encodes 400 amino acids. NCBI's taxonomy places the organism in Eukaryota, Viridiplantae, Streptophyta, Magnoliopsida, Rosales, Rosaceae. The transcript has 4 exons. Gene Ontology annotation, molecular function: crossover junction DNA endonuclease activity; 5'-flap endonuclease activity.
AAAGAGAGAGAGAGAGAGAGAGAGAGAGGAUGAGGCAGCAGAGAAGCAAGAACCCAUCAGAAACCCUAACCAUGCCAGAAGAAGAAGAAGGAGGCCGAUUCUUCGCUUGCUAUCUUCUGACGUCACGCUGCCCCCGUUACAAGGGCCACACCUAUAUUGGAUUCACGGUGAAUCCACGGCGGAGGAUACGGCAGCACAAUGGGGAAAUUGGGCGAGGUGCUUGGAGGACCAAGAAGAAGCGGCCGUGGGAGAUGGCCUUGUGCAUUUAUGGCUUCCCAACUAACACUUCAGCUCUCCAGUUUGAAUGGGCCUGGCAGAACCCAUAUGUAUCAAAGGCAGUAAGGAAAGCUGCAGCAAACUUUAAAUCCCUCGGAGGAUUUGCCAAUAAGAUCAAACUUGCAUACACAAUGCUCACCUUACCGCCUUGGGAGAGCUUGAACCUCACCGUGAACUUUUUUUCAACUGAGCAUACCAAGCAUGCUGCUGGUUGUCCACGCCUCCCGGAACAGAUGAAGGUUAAAAUUUGCCCCAUGGAUGAGCUUCCUUCAUGUAUAUCAGAUGAUGUUUCGGACAAUGAAGAUGAGUGGUAUAAUGAAAAAGAAAAUGAUGAAACUAUGAAUAUCAGUACAUUAUCAGAACCUGUAGUUCCUAAUUCGGCAGAUGAUCAGCAUAAUGAUAUUGGCAAUAGAAGUAACGAAGUCUAUGCACAGGAUAAAGAAGUAGGAGAAGAUGAGUGGUAUAAUGAUAAGGUAUCUGAUGAAGCUAUGAACAGUGGUCUAUCAUGGGAAGAAACAUUAUCAAAUUUUAUGGUUCGUGAUUCAGCAAAUGACCUGGAAAUGGAUACUGGCAAUACAUCUAGUCAAGUUUCUAGAUGCAAUGAAGAAGUACAAGAAGAUAUCACUGGGGAAUUUAUCACAUCACCACUGAGAAUGCCAUACUCCAAUGUCAUUCCAUCAUUUGAUACAGAAGCAAGUAAGAAUAUAGGUUUGUUUGAUGACAGUACUGUCGAGUUGGAUCGACCUGCAAGGAAACAAUCACCAGCUAUAAUAGUUGCGGAUGAGGAACAGUCACCAAGAAAUAGUUAUCUCAGGCCUUGUGAUUCUGAGGUAGUGGAUUUGAUAACUCCAUCACCAUUGUGCAGAAAUGGUUUAUGUGGCAAGAAGAGUAGAGUUCCUACAUCUUAUCCUGAAAUUAUCGACCUGACCAAGUCUCCUAAUUUCAUCCAGUUAUAGAGAGUCGAACAUGAUUAUUACGAAUAAUUGUUGGAGCAAGCAAGUUUGCGACGAUGUUGUUGUUUGAUCGAUAAAUUUAGAUGAGUUAUUGUCAUCUUUGCCUGAUGGCAUGUUGUAAUCAGUGAGCAGCCUAAUAGUGCCAGUAGUUCGGUUUGAAUUUUUCAAUGCAAUAAAACUAAUUUUCUUUUUCUCAUCC